This is a messenger RNA of Melospiza melodia melodia, 413 nucleotides long. RefSeq names its product serine/threonine-protein kinase PAK 3-like. The coding region runs from base 45 to 314 and encodes 89 amino acids. Gene Ontology annotation, biological process: regulation of MAPK cascade; protein phosphorylation; intracellular signal transduction. The transcript has 3 exons. Gene Ontology annotation, cellular component: cytoplasm. Gene Ontology annotation, molecular function: protein serine/threonine kinase activity. NCBI's taxonomy places the organism in Eukaryota, Metazoa, Chordata, Aves, Passeriformes, Passerellidae. The record is from RefSeq and is a predicted model, not a curated record.
GCCCCAAAGUGGACAUAUGGUCUUUGGGAAUUGUGGGCAUCGAAAUGGUGGAACGAGAAGUUCCUUCCUGGAAUGCAACUCCUGUCUUGCCCCAACUCCUGAUAGCCACAGGAGGAAGACAAAAGCUGCAGCAGCCCAACCUAUUUUCAUCUUGCCUGCGUGACUUCCUGAGCUGCUGCCUGCAGAGAGACGAGGCGCGGCGCUGGUCUGCCAAGGAGCUCCUGCAGCAUCCAUUUGUAAGAUUUGCUGAGCCUGCGUCCAGCCUGGUGCCACUGAUUGUUUCAGUGAAGAAGAGGAAGGAGACAAGAAUGUGACAAUCAUCAGGACCAUUUAUUCCUCAAACAGUUUAGAGUAGGAUUGUAGGUUAGGAUAAGGAUUAGGAUUAGGAUAAGGAUUAGGAUUAGGAUUAGAUU